AUGAAACUCCCAGCAAUAGCACUCCUAGCAACCACUGCGACAGCUAUAGAACCCCUCCAAAAUGCAAAUCACAUCUUCAACGCCAUCCACGUCUCCAUGCGCCAGUUCGGCUCCUCCCUCCACCACAACGGCAUGUCCUUCUUCCUCGCCACCGUUCCCCAUGGUACCCAGCUCUACCACGGAAGCCCGAGCCCAGACCUCCUUGCCGGGGUCGGAUGGAUGGCAUUCGAGCCUGAACAUGCGAUGGUCUUUGCGCGGCCGUCACGCCGUCGUAGUCCGGAUAUAAGCUCUGAUACAACGGCUCAAGGUCAAACCCCCCUCGGUACAUCUGUACAAACCGGCAACGAGGGAUCUGGCUUCCUACACACCUACCGCACAGCGAAGGAUCUCCGCCUUGUUUACAUUGAUGGUACAUCGGCCGGGAAGUCAAGAAUUGGGACUUUGGACUCGCAAGAUCGGAUCCUGUUUAACGAUACGAUCGCUGGUGGUGUGGGGAUGGAGGAGCAGCGUGCGCGGACGGUUUGUCGUAUCGCGAAGGAUACCUGGCAUGGUCGGGUUGACGGGGUGAUUCGUAUGGCUGCAGGGUUUGAGAUUAUUCUCUGCGAUCCUGAGGACAAUUUGUUUCCUGUGCGCGUUAUGUCUGUUAAGAGCCAUAAGGACACGGACACCAACGGGGCCGAACCCAGAAGGAAAUAUGGAAAGGGAAAACCAAAUGGAAAACCGGCAGAGCUGAUGAGAGCUGUGACGUCUCGCUUUGAUGGUAUUGGCGGCGAGAGGGUCCGGCUUAACUAUGACCACUUUGUCACGGCCUAUACCCAUAAUCUCGAUCUGUUUGCUUCUGGGAGCAAGCCUCGAUUACAGCAUCUCUCGACAAAGGACCUACAGCCGCUACGGGAUGACUUGGCCAACCUCGUCAUGGAGCAUGAAGUCAACGGCACAGUAAAUUGGCAAGCGACAGCAGAUCUGGUCGUUGACAAAUACGCCCCAAUACUUCGCGGGUUACUUCGGAAAAACAAGCAUCAUCAUCAGAAGAUAAAUGCCAGUUCGGAAAUUACCAGGCUCAUGGCACCAUUCGAUGGGCUUGAUAUCGAUGGAUCGGUCUCCUUUUGUACAUCCCAGUUCCUCUCCGGGCCGGAUGGCAAUUCGUCUCUUGCACAUCGGGCGAUAUACACAGUAAGCCACAGGAUAUGCUCUACGCUGUUGGAGCUGCGGGAGGCGGAUAACGAAGCCACAACGUGGAAGGAGUGUCGCGGGUGCAAGGAUACUGAGUUCUGCGCUGUUCCGAUCUGGCCGCAGGGCUCCCAGGAGGAUUACGAUAGACCGAAAUGCCAGAGGUUUACGAAGGCUUAUGAAGGGGUUGACUACUGGGGGCCUGUAUGGAAGUGA
Molecule: messenger RNA, 1386 nt
Organism: Aspergillus versicolor CBS 583.65
Lineage: Eukaryota; Fungi; Ascomycota; Eurotiomycetes; Eurotiales; Aspergillaceae
Exons: 2
Coding region: 1-1386 (461 amino acids)
Source: RefSeq, a predicted model, not a curated record